This is a messenger RNA of Wasmannia auropunctata (little fire ant), 2678 nucleotides long. RefSeq names its product cyclin-G2 (gene CycG). Gene Ontology annotation, molecular function: cyclin-dependent protein serine/threonine kinase regulator activity. NCBI's taxonomy places the organism in Eukaryota, Metazoa, Arthropoda, Insecta, Hymenoptera, Formicidae. Gene Ontology annotation, cellular component: cytoplasm; cyclin-dependent protein kinase holoenzyme complex; nucleus. The transcript is spliced from 7 exons. The coding region runs from base 272 to 1363 and encodes 363 amino acids. The record is from RefSeq and is a predicted model, not a curated record. Gene Ontology annotation, biological process: mitotic cell cycle phase transition; regulation of cyclin-dependent protein serine/threonine kinase activity.
GGGUGGCCGUCUCUAUUGUCGUGCGCGGAUCAACCGUCGCCAGUCGGCGUAGUACCUUUGGGUUCUGUUUCCUAUUUAUCCUCCUGGACCGGAGCAAAACGCGGGCCAAAAUUGGGUGACUCGCUGACGUAGAGGCGUUUCGGACGCAUCCGGAUACAAGGCUGGCCAGCUGCGCCAUUCUUGACGUGUGGUUCUUCCCAUCAGCCACACUACACCAGCCAAACCUGGCUGCCGGGUCGUCGUAGUCGGAUUGUUGUAGUUAGCUGUUGCGAUGUCACACACUGCAGGAAUGGACACGGGCUUGCCUGUACCGGAUGCCACCCCCCCGCUCGAAAAAUUGCAAGAGGACCUGGUCCUGGACCUCGUCCAGGAGGUCAAAUUUCAACCGGACCUCCAUCAAUUACCCAUCAACCCAACAUCACCGUUUCACGAUGAGGACGACGAGAUAACGAUUGUUGCUCGGGAUAGAUCCGCUCAUGAACUAAGAUGGCUCAAAGUGGUGUACGACCUGCCCUCGGACGUAUUCUUCAUCGCGGUCAAUCUGAUGGACCGUUUCCUGACUAAGAUAAAGGCGAAGCAGAAGUACAUGGCCUGCAUCAGAGUGUCAGCCUUUUACACAGCCGCCGUCCAGCAGAUGCAGGCCGACGAGCCCCGCCAUCUAAUCUCGAUCUCACAGUGCAAUUGCACGGCCCACGACUUGACACGUAUGUCGGGGGUGAUACAAAAUAAAUUGGAAUGGGCACCCGGCACUGAGCCUAUUACCACCCUGACUUUUCUACGGCUGUUCAACAAUAUGUUUCACGCGGUGGCGAAGGAAAUGCAUCUUGGCGACGUGUAUACCAGUAUCGUCAAGGAAUCCGAAUUGAUUCGCAGAUUGGAAAUGGUGGCUUGCAAUGGCAAUUGCGCGAGUCUCAGGCCAUCCGAGGUGGCUCUGGUAUUAUUCUGCAUUUAUUUGGAUACCGCUGUUAAUCGACUGAAUACGAAUGCAGACACAACCAUGUCUGUCGACGGUCCAUCCUUACACAACGCAACCAUCAUUACGCCGUCUUAUCAGAUGCUGAAAGAUGAACUCUUGCAGUUUGCUGUGGAGCUCCGAGAGAAAUGCAAUAUUUCAGAGGAGAGCUUCUGCUCCACUCACGCGGCGGUGGGCGCCAUACUGAGCAAGUAUAACGCCCAGGAGCAAACACCUCACAGACAGAAGCUAACUUGGAGACUCUCGGGGCGCACCGCCGAUGCUUUACGUCCGACCGACAAGUUCAGAUCCGUGCUGCCCGCCAUCGCGGAACACGUGCCGAAUCCGUCUCCGAGCAGGAUCAGGAAAAAUCGUAAAUACGCCCGACGCCACGGCAAUAAGAGACGUUAAAGUGGCAUCGCCUUUUUUUGAGAGUACGGUACUGAGAUUUCCAUCUGGUAUAUCAAAUAAUCUUUACUUUUGGUAUACUUAAUAUCUGGUAUGCGUCAAGAUUUUCACUUUUUCCCAGUACGAAGAUUAAAAUUUUACUCGAAAAUAUAAGAUUCUGUUUGCGCAGAAUGACGUCUUAGAAGCUUUGUUUGUAUUAUCUAUUCAAUAUGUCAUACUGGCAAUGUAUUAAGUCAUCGUCUCUCGCUAUAUAUACGAUAUAGUUACGUAUAUUACAUUUUGCCAGUAUGCGAAUCAUUAUCGCACCGUAUAUUAAUAUAUUAAUUUAAUAUAUUCCUGGCUCACUUUCUCAUCGCAUUACACGCACAUAUUUCGGAAUAUUUGAGCAAAUAUUUUAUAAGGACAAGGAUUUGAGCUUCUCCCUGUUCCUAGCGGGAAGUUCGAAUACUGAGAGAGCGAGGAGGCGAAGUAUAUAAAAAGCGCUGUGAAAAGCAAAACGAAGUAGAAGUCGUUGAGAAAUAUUGAAAAUUAAUGUGAUAUACAUGUCCUUUAUAGUCAUUAUUAUCUAAUGAGUAAAACAACAAUCGCUAAAAACGCGUAUAUCUAUAUAUUUACAAAAUUUGUUAAAAACGAGAAAAAAAGAUAUAAAAGAGAGAGAGUGAUAUAAGAACUGCGAAAGUGUUGAGAAUUUCGUGUAAUGUAAAUCGAUUAUUAAAAGAAAGGGGGAAAAAGGGAUUAUAAAGAUAAGUCGAUUGACACCAAUUAGAGUCAAACGGGCUGAAAUCUAUGCUAAGUUUGACGAAGAAAAAAAAAAUGUUUCGUUAGGUCUAAUUUGUGUCCCGAAAUACGCUUUUCUUUAUCGUAUCUUUGUAUCGAGAAAACGGAAACAAUCUCAUAUGUAUACCCCAAAGAUAAGCCAUAUUUUCUUUUAUAAAAAUCGUGUUCGCAUCGCUUCUCUUUGUGAAAUUAUCUCGUACAUUUUGGGAUUAAGAUUAAGUUCUCUUGCGGUAAUAGAAUAUGCCUUCUUAUUGGCAUCAGUUAGCUUUACGAUCAUUCAUUAUCUGAUUCGUCGCGAUAGCUCGUAACACAAGAGAGAGAGAGAAAGAGUCAAGGAAAAAAGCAUGAAGAAAUACUCGUAAAGCUGAUCUGCCUAUCUCUCCUAAACCUUAAUUGAUCGCAUAAUAUUUCCUAGAUCUGUAAACCGCGUGCAUUUGCAGCCAAUUAAGGAUUAUGAGCGAUCGUUGUAUCGAAAUGUAGUGAAAUUCGGAAGCAGGCGUAAGCACGUGAUGCGUUGUAAUGCGAGCAAACGCAGUAAUUG